AUGUACUCCCUCGCGGACCGACUUAUUAUCAAUGAAUUGAAAGCCCUUGCCCAAAAAAAGGUUGAAUAUGAAAUGGCUCAAAGACUGAACGCAGUUUCGUUCCCGCAGUCAGUCAUAAAAAUCUACAAUUCAACGCCUAGAAGUAACAGAGGUCUAAGGGACCUUACCGUGGACAUUACUUUGCGUAACCUAUCUCUGUUAAGACGGAAAGAUGAAGCAGCUGAUGCUAUCUUCCAAGACACUCUUCUUGAUUCCGUUCCACAAUUCUCACGUGACUUGCUGAUUGCGAUGAUGAAGAAGUCCGUGACCACAUGA
Molecule: messenger RNA, 315 nt
Organism: Aspergillus brunneoviolaceus CBS 621.78
Lineage: Eukaryota; Fungi; Ascomycota; Eurotiomycetes; Eurotiales; Aspergillaceae
Exons: 1
Coding region: 1-315 (104 amino acids)
Source: RefSeq, a predicted model, not a curated record